Molecule: messenger RNA, 3629 nt
Organism: Scylla paramamosain (green mud crab)
Lineage: Eukaryota; Metazoa; Arthropoda; Malacostraca; Decapoda; Portunidae
Cellular component (GO): membrane
Source: RefSeq, a predicted model, not a curated record
AUGAUGCAUCGGCUUCUGUCCCUGAAGGUGUGCUUAGGGGCUUUUUGGGGUGUUUUUGGGGGUGUUUGUAGUGUUUGGGGUGUGUUGCGGAGGUACGACAUUGUGCAGCGGUUCCUUGAGUACAGCCUGGUCCGCAAGGUGCAUUGCAAGGCGACAAACGGCGAAACACUCCUGCAAUUUUACACCGAACGGAACAACUUGGGGCAGUACGACAACGCAGUGGUGCGCGUGCUGGAGUGCGAGAAGCUCCUGCACUCAACCAAGCCUAGCACGGAGAUGUGUCUUCGCGUGCAACUGGGAACGACAGAGGCCAGUUCGAAGGCCCGCGCUCAGCUGCAGGCCAUGUACGAGUCGACGAGAGCACAACGCCACUGCUGGAAUUUUUGGUUCUUUCUCUCUUGUUUUCUGCUUCCGUCGGUUUUUUACUACCUAGACGUGUACACCGACAUUCUGCUGGCGGUGGAGUACCAUCAAGAUUACCUGAAGAGCAUCAAUGACUCCGAUGUGGUGGGGACGAGGAACAUGACGAGUGCUAAUCAUUCGCUGUCCGAGGAGAUGGUGGUGCUGGUGGAUGGCGAGGAGGAGGUGAGAAGCAGAAGGAUUCCUCGCCAACCUAACAGACAACCCAGACAAGAUCAAUUUCCUAUUCACUGUUUUCUUCAUCCUGCUGCCAAUUACCCUGUUGUCCACUUGGAAUCUGUACAUUCAUGUGACGCAGCAAGAUAUCCUUCCCAUUUUCAAACUGCUACCUUCGUUUUUGCGUGUAUCGUUGUAAACGCUCAUAUUUCUCACCCCCCUGGCCCUCGUCAUGGCGUACCUCGAAAAUACUUACGCGCAGAUGAAGCACAUGAACGUCACAGUGCGUCAGAUGCAGGAGGUUGGGGUGGACUCGAAAUCGUACAACAGCUUCCCCCCCCCUACGGGCCUACCAAGACCUACCAGCACCACAUGAGGGACAUGGAGAUCAGAAAAUAUUAUGACCUUAAGCAUGUCGCGCAGAUGAGGGUCGCAAUCACCAACGUCAUGGAGGCCACACUCGAGUCGGCCUUUCAGUUAAUUCUGCAGCUGUAUAUCGUUGGGACGCAUUACACUGAGUUGGACCAGGUUAAGGACGUGACACUGGGCAGCAUCCUGUCUUUGUCACCACUGGGCCACAACACACAACUCUCCAAACCGGUGUUCUCUGUCCUCAUCUCCCUUGUGUCCCUCACCUGGUCCUUCACAUCCUACCACAGGUUCUCCAAACUCGGAGGGCUGACUAUUUUAAACGCACUGCCCCUCCUGUUCGCAAUAUUCUUCCAGGUGGUGUCCCGCGCCAUCGCCUGUACGGUGUUCACCCUGGCACACACGUGGAAGGUGUUUGUGGUGUUGGGUGUACACUUUGUGGUGGUGCUGGUGUUUAAACUCAAGCUGGAGGAGAGUUCAGUGUUGCCAGUACGCACACCGUUUUACUGUUGCCAGUGUUUUUUCAUGUACCUGCGUCCAUAUUUCUACGUUUUCCUUGGCACCAUUGCUUCUACGCUGGUGUACUUCAGGUUGGAGAGGCCCUCGGCUGUCAAAAAGCAGAGGGCGCGUCGUCAUUCAACCGUAGUGAUACAGGUGUUGUUUUUAGUCCUAGCCUUCAUCGAGAACCUAGUGAUGCUUGGCUUGCCUUGGGGAUCUGCUGGCUGGACGACAAAUCUUUCAUCAUACGACACUUUCAAAUACGACACUUUCAUCAUAAUUUCUGCUGUCCUGUGUGCCAUCAGCUACCUCACUGGCGUUAUACUACAUGCUGUGUACUAUAGCUGCUUCGGCCAUCCAUGGGUGGACAUCAACGGACCAUCAGUGCACCGGGACGCAGACGAGGGGACCCUGGUAUUGUCACAUUACCAGCAAGGGAAAGCUGGAAGAUGGCACAGAAUUCGACAGCAGUUACCCUCGAGGACAACCCCUGACCUUCACGCUGGGGUCAGGUCAGGUCAUCUGAGGCUGGGACCAGGGACUGAUUGGGAUGUGCGAGGGGGAGAAGAGGAAGCUUGUCAUCCCCUCGGACCUCGGCUAUGGAGCUUCAGGGGCGCCUCCAAAGAUACCUCCCCACGCCACGCUGGUCUUCGAGGUGGAACUUGUCAAGAUAGAGAGGAAAGAGGAGCUUUGAGGCUAAUCUAGGGUGCGUGCAGGUGUGUGCGGGUGUGUGCAGGUGUGUGUGGGUGUCUGGUGGAGUGUGUGUGUCUGUGUGUCUGUCUGUGUGUGAUUUUUCCCUUUCUGUAGAGGUUAACAUGGUAUCUGUGUGUGUUUGUGUGUGUCUGUGGAGUUUUAAGGGUGUCUAGAGAGUACUCGUACUUAAAGGCUCCCUCACCCUUAACAAGUCUAGGGGUGUGUGUGUGUGUGUGUGUGUGUUUAUGGCUGGGAGAGGUCUUCAGUGUGUGUGUGUGUGUGUUUGUCUGUAAGGGUGACCAGCAUAGCCAAGAGACUGCAAGAGUGUUGGAGAAUGGUCAGGAAAAAUUUUAAGGGUGUUUCUUUGUCACCCUGUUCAGUUUAAGGGUGUUUAAUAUGGUCAGGGGAAAAUUUAAGGGUGUUUUUUGUCACCCUGUUCAGUUUAAGGGUGUUUAAUAUGGUCAGGGAAAUUUUUAAGGGUGUUUUUCAUUACCCUGUUCAGUUUAAGGGUAUUUAAUAUAGUCAGGAAAAAUUUUAAGGGUGUUUCUUUGUCACCCUGUUCAGUUUAAGGGUGUUUAAUAUGGUCAAGGAAAAAUUUUAAGGGUGUUUUUCAUUACCCUGUUCAGUUUAAGGGUGUUUAAUAUGGUCAGGGAAAAAUUUAAGGGUGUUUUUCAUUACCCUGUUCAGUUUAAGGGUAUUUAAUAUAGUCAGGAAAAAUUUUAAGGGUGUUUCUUUGUCACCCUGUUCAGUUUAAGGGUGUUUAAUAUGGACAGGGAAAAUUUUAAGGGUGUUUUUCAUCAUCCUGUUCAGUUUUAGGGUGUUUAAAAUGGUCAGAAAUGUUUAAAGGGUGUUUUUUUUUGUCACCCUGUUCAGUUUAGGGGUGUUUAAUAUGGCCAGGAAAAAUUCUAAGGGUGUUGCUCAUUACCCUGUUUAGUUUAAGGGUGUUUAAUAUGGCCAGGAAAAAUUUUAAGGAUGUUUUUGUCACCCUGUUCAGUUUAAGGGUGUUCAAAAUGGUCAGAAAUGUUUAAAGAGUGUUUUUUUGGUCACCCUGUUCAGUUUAAGGAUGUUUAAUAUGGUCAGGGAAAAUUUUAAGGGUGUUUUUUGUCACCUUGUGUACUUUUUAAGUGUGUGGGGGGAGUGCUAGCUGUAAGGGUGUGUGUUGUCACCCUGGCUGAGUCUUAAGGGCGUUUGUUAAGCCACCCUGUUUGAUUAGUGUUAGUGUGUGUGUGUGUGUACGUGCAUGUCUCACCCCAAUACUUGUAAUCAUAUUCUUUAUAAAUAUAUUAAUAAUAAUAAUAAUAAUAAUAAUAAACGGUUUAUUAUUUAGGCAGUUGACAAACUGAAAAUGUACAUAGGGGAAAAUUUUGUGUGUGUGUGUGUGUGUCAGGAACACACACACACACACACAAGAAUGAGAGAGAGAGAGAGAGAGAGAGAGAGAGAGAGAGAGAGAGAGAGAGAGAGAGAGAGAGAGAGAGAGAGAGAGAGAAUAA